AUAUUUGCCACUUUGUUUAUUUUGGUGGAUACGUGUUCUUUCCACCGCCUAUCUAAACCAAUAGAAAUUGGAUUGCCUGGUCGGUGUGUAUUCCAGGUGUGAUCACCGCUUCUUUCAGGAAGUCAUACGUGUUCCGUCCCCUUUCUUCUCAUCCAGAAAACCGCACAAAGACAUCUAUUUUCCACCGCUUCGUAGAGGAAACUACGAUCUUCCACAUUCUUCCUUCCACGUGAUUCUCUCCACAGAAAACUCCUACCUCGAUCCAUUCCUCUCCAACCACUCGAACAAAACAUUGGAGAAAAGAUCUGUGAGAAUCACCAUCAGCAUCGUAGUUUUCCUCCGUCAUCUAAAACCGCCGCUUCCAUCACACCUCUCCUGCUGCCACCUCAAGCAGAGUUGCCGACCUCCGCCUCUCCUACUUCAACGCUGGCUUCAUUGAUUGGUACUCAAAAAACGAUCGGCUUUGUGAGCUGCUGAAUCUGUUGGUGGUAGGCAGUGCCCGGAGGAAGCAAUCGAAGGAUCUGGAAGAGCAAGCAUGGCAGUCUGUGUGGCAGACCACCGAUGAUGGGUCAUAUGGAAGCGGAGGGAGUGCUGGACUAGGGGGCAUCGACGGCCAAGGGUACCCUCAUCUGUUAAUCCUUCUGUAUCUUUCUUCUCCACCGCCAUUAUCUUACCUUCCCCGCUUAAACCCCACCGAUUUCAUUGAUUGGUACCCGGAAAACGAUCGGCUUCGUGAGCUGGUGAAUCUGCUGGCGGUAGGUGGUGACCGGAGGAAGUAAUCGAAGGAUCUGGAAGAGCAAGGAUGGCAGUCUGUGUGGCAGACCAUCGAUGAUGGGUCAUAUGGAAGCGGAGGGAGUGCUGGACAAGGGUGCAUCGACGGCCAAGGUUACGCUCAUCUUUUAAUCUCUAAUAUUGUUGUUGUCCUUUUCAUUAUUUUUUACAUUUUCAAGAGAAAAUCUUUUCUUCAGACCAGAAAUUUUCAAUGUUCUUUGUUAUAACUUCAUAACAUUUGUUUGGUUAACAACAGUUUAUGUUGUUGAAUGCGUUGAUCCCGUUUUUUUCAGUAUAGAAAAUUGUUUUUUUCCUAUGGAAUUGUCUAAUCUUUCAACCGUUUAGCAAAAAAAAGUCAAUACUUUGAAACUUUUAGAGCUACCAUUUUUGUUUGAUUAAAAAAAGAUUAGGCCUUGAAUGUUUUAUCUGAUUUGCUUGAACAUUUUCUGUCAAAAUAUAAGACAUGUGAAUGCGUGCUACUCAGUGGAUAAGUGUUUACAAUGCAGGUCGCCCAAUGAAACAGAGGUAAGAACAUAAUUUUUUUUGACAAAUUUGUUGUGUUGUGGGUAUCAUUACAAUGUGGCAGAUGUGAGACUUCAUGGACAUAUUCAGAAAGGAAAUGAAGAUGGAUUAUUCAUCAGCAGUGUGGCUUCUUGCCAAGCCUUAUGUGCUCUUAUCAUGGAUGCAGGAACUGGAUUCACCCAUCAAGUUUGUGAACUCUGCUUUAUGUUUGUUAACAAGGUGCCAACAAUGGGAGCUCCUUGGUUCAACUUACUCAGGUUAUGGUGAUUCAACCCGCCUUUCCCAGUCGAAAGCUUCUAAGGGUUGGUUUAAUUUGAACCUCCAUCAAUUGUCCGGUAGUUUGCCAACAAAAUGUAUACAACCUCUAAUGUAAUCGGAUCACUUCCUUUGAUUUGACCCAAAACCACUCAGCUCUUCCAUUACCUCCGCAGUGAUAUGUUGGGUGUUGGGUGAAAGAUGGAACUACAAAUGGUAAUUGGUAAAUACUAACAAGUAUAUAGCUAAGUGUAGGUUUAUUAGCCAUAGUUUCAUAUGUGGUAAUGACAAUAAUUUUGCUGAUAUUUAUAAACUUAGUAGCUUCAUCAUUAGUAUUUUUAAUAUCAUCAAGAUCAAGUAGCAACUAUCAAAAUUCAGUUGGCACGUUUCUGCAAGUGAUCAUAUGUAACUUCUAUUUUUGAUUAAAGAUACUAACAUCUAAUGGGUUGUUAUGUAUGCUUUGUAUUAAUAAUUUAAUGGUAGCUUUAUUGUUUUUUAAUGAGCAACCGGUUGCAAAAAGUUCCAAUGGGGUAGUCUCAUAUUUUUUUCUUUGUAAUUUUCCAUUUAGUGAAUGAUUGUUUGUUAUCUGAAGGUAUUUAUAUGUAAACAUGUGAAACUACAGAGGGCAACAAUAGAGGAAAUGACAAGUUUGUGUUUAUAACUGAUUAAUUAUAGCCCAAUCAUUAAAAAUAUAUAUGAUUCCUAUAAACAUAGAGUGGUAAUGGCAUGUCAAUAUCUUAUGUUUGAAACUAAAUAAGUUUAUUAGACUUUAUAAGUGGCAGAUUUAAGUAGAAGUUAGAAAGGGUGAGAUGCUUCUCAGGCCAUUUUAUAAUAUUUGAGUGUUGCUUACUCUUUUGUUGUUUUGAACAAUAAAGUCGUUUGGGUAUAAUUAUUCAAAUGAGUUGUCUUUUCUUAUGAUGACGCAACACUAAUUAAACAUUUUGACAUAAUUUGUAAAGUAAUAAAAACUAAAUAAUAUAUUUGCACAUCGAACCAUCGCAUUGAUUAUGUCCUAAAAAUGUAAUCAGUUCCAACCUAUUACCCAUCGAACAAAUUCUACAUACGACAUUUAGUUUGUCUGUCAUAUAGUCAAAAAAUCCGACAUCCUUCCGUCCCAUGCGGAGCAUGGGCAUCCUGCUAGUUCCUAUUAAUUUAAAUAAAUUUUAAUCUAAUUAUAUAUAUACUAAUUUAGAAGCGUCAGAUGAACAGUACCUGUUUGUUUGUUAUUGGUUGUUUUUUAAUUUUAUUUUUAUUUUCUGCUUUGUUUUUGUUUGGUUAUUUAUAAAUUUUUAUAUAUUGUAUGGUGGAUUACAUGUCUGCCUCUACCAUCUACGUGUCAUUUUUUGAUGCUUUUCUAUUGUCAUCACACUAUAUUACACCGACGUGUCAAUUUGGUCCCUGCGUUCUCGAGUCAUCCCCACCGCCUCUCAUCUCGAUUUCCCAGAAUCCCAUCGCCUUUCUGAUACGUUCCUCCAACCCCUUCUCAGUUCUCACCCCCGUUCUCCCUUCUUCCCUGUUUCUCUACCUAAACCUCUUCAAAUGUAUCAUAAUUUUCCACUGUUGUUGUUUCUACCUUUCUAGAUCGUUCUUCGAUUGUUCUUCUCUUCCUCCACCCGCUUCCUGCUCCCAACAACACGGUGUCCUCCACUGUUUUUAUUCCCCAAUCACAUUACUCCACCAUAUCUUCUCUAAACUGAUUCUUGUCUUACAUCUCUUCUACCUUCUCGAUCUUCAUCGUCUGCUUCUGAUGUCCACCCUUCUCAUUCAAAGAGCACUGCCUUACCCAUAUCUCGGUAGCUCCAUCUAUCGGCUCCUUCCCCAAAUGAGUUUCGACUGUUUGCCCUUCAUGACUCCUACCCUAGAGAGCGAGUUUCAGAAUCGUCAGCCCCCACCACUGAAUCUGCUAUUCGACUAUUUGAUUCCGCCAUAGACGUCGCUUAUUCCGCCUCCACUACAGAAGACUCCAACGAAUCUGCCCCCACCGCGUUGUUUGCUUAUCAAAAUUGAAUUUGGGUUGUUCGUUGUGUGCUGUAGAAAUUUUUAGGGCUUAUUGAAACGCUGAUUGAUCGGACAUGGUUUGUGAAGAUCGAUUUCUCCGGCAAAAAACCGAUGACACUGUUAAUCGACUGCUUCAUUGAGGGAGAAACUGCUUCAAAGUGUUGCUCUUUGUUGUCGUUUACCUUCAUUUGCUUCGAAUUCAGGAAGGUGUCGUUUCAUCCUCCCGUUUCUGGCUGCUACAGCCCACAAAGCGUGGUUUUGGUUUUAGCCUCUUUAAGAAAACCACUGGUGCUGAAACUGGAGAGGAUGAAUUUUCUGGACCAAAUAACUAUGCAGCAAAAAUGUUUUCAAAGAACUUCUAACACACAACAAGAAGCUUCAAGUGAUGUCUCAGAGAGCCAUAAUGAAAUUUUUCAACAAAGAUCAACAAUUGCAGCUCUCUGCAACACAUCUUUUGUUGCAGAAUACGAAGAAGAUGGAUUUUCUUAUGAGCAAAAUGGGGGUUUAGAGGAGGCAAAACCAGUUCAUCAGUUGAAUAUUUCAGCUUUCCAAUUUAUAAGAAAAGAAUCGGAGGUUGAAAAUGAUCUCAACUUUGUAGAUGAUUGUGAAAUCAGAUGGGAAGAUCUUAUUUUCAAGGAAGAAAUUGGGCUUGGAUCAUUCGCAUGGGUAUACCGCGGAAUUAGGAAUGGAUCAGAUGUUGCGGUUAAAGUUUAUUUUGGUAAUCAGUGUAAAAGAAUUGUAAAUGGUACAUUGCAUUUUUCCAUUAUCCAUGCAUAUAAAGUGAAAAUUAGAGACAUAAAGAAAGAAAGCGUUGAGGGAUAGAUCCUUACAUUACCAGGAGCAUGUUGGUGACAAAAACAUUUUUUUAUUGGAAAACUAUAAUUGAAAACUCUACCCAUACAUACCUAUCAAAAUUGGUUUGUCACAGUGGCAGUUUCUAAUUGUGAAUGAGUUUUAAUAAGUUACUACUUUUUAAUAUUUGUAUAUUGGUCUAAUAAAAAAACAUGGAUGUGUAUAAAGAUUAAAGGGCCUUUUUGGUAAUGGCAAAUAGUUUAAAUGGCCUUUCGGAUAAGACCUUUGUGGUAAAGUAUGAAGAGCAUUGAAACUGGAUAUCACUCCAAAGAGAUGGAAUGGAAUGGCCAAAAAAACCAUCUUUAUCAUGGGAGGUCCAAUGGUUGGCGGGUUCUUCAGUGGACCAACAAUGUCGUACCUCAGUACCAAACACAAGUUUGAAAUCUUUGUGGAAUCUAACCCAAUUCUAGCAUUGUACUUUUAUUUUUUCCUUAUUAGGACAUUAUACAUUGAAAAUAUACUCAACAACAUUCUAAA
This is a messenger RNA of Lactuca sativa (garden lettuce), 4875 nucleotides long. The record is from RefSeq and is a predicted model, not a curated record. Lineage: Eukaryota; Viridiplantae; Streptophyta; Magnoliopsida; Asterales; Asteraceae.